This is a messenger RNA of Panicum virgatum (switchgrass), 330 nucleotides long. Its product is annotated as secreted RxLR effector protein 161-like. The record is from RefSeq and is a predicted model, not a curated record. Bases 1 to 330 code for a protein of 109 amino acids. The transcript has a single exon. NCBI's taxonomy places the organism in Eukaryota, Viridiplantae, Streptophyta, Magnoliopsida, Poales, Poaceae.
AUGGCGGAGCCGCGGGAGGAUCACCUCACCGCGGUCAAGCAUCUGCUCCGCUAUGUGGAAGGGACGCGCGAUUACGGGCUCGUCUACCCAAGGAGGAGCAGAGGAGAGCUGGAACUGAUUGGGUUCAACGACAGCAACAUGGCGGGCGACGUUGACGGACGAAGGAGCACGACUGCUGUGCUUUUCUUCCUUGGAGCGUGCCCGAUCUCUUGGCAAUCGAUGAAACAGAAGGUCGUUGCGCUGAGCACUUGCGAGACAGAGUACAUUGCGGCGGCGGUGGCAUGUUGCCAGGGAGUUUGGCUGGGGCGGCUGCUGGCAGAGCUCACCUGA